AUGCUGGAAUUUGACAGCCCUAUGCUGAAAGUGCGCGUUGGGUCAGGCCUCAAUACGGCAUCAUUCUUCGUGCAUCCGACACUCAUCACAUCCAGAUCCGACUUCUUCAAGCAUGCCACUAGUCAGGACUCGAAAGAAAACGAAGAAACUACAGUUGCACUACCAGAAGAUAAUCCCGUCACUUUUCGUCGAUACCUCAACCUUAUAUACGCACACCAGCUAGCCACCAAAAGGGAUAUGCAAUGGCUGAUAUUUUGCCGCCUCUACGUACUAGCGGAGAAACUACAAGACGUCACAUCAAAGAACCAGAUCAUCGACGGGAUGUGCGUCUUCUUCAACGAGAAUAUCUGCCCCGCCGUGAAACACAUGGUUCAUUUUAUUCUUCCGGCUGUAGCGACUGCGAAGCUGUAUGACGGCACCACACAUGCAAGCAAGGCCCGAAAACUCCUUGUGGACCUGUACACAGACUUCGGCUCCGAAAUCUGGCUUCGAAACGAUGAAUUAAUCCCUUUGCCCGAGGAGUUCAUUCAUGAACUCGCUGUUCGCUUGUUUGAAAAGCGCGGUCCUGUGUUCUCUGAUUUCCGGAAUAGCUGUCCAUCGUACAAAUAUCAUGACGUCCGCGGAUCUCCCCCGGAAGUGACCCCAACUGGAACAGGAGAAGUUGAGCCAGUCUUGGCAGACGAGCGGAGCGAUGCGGCGCAAGCUCUUACGGUCACGAAAAAGGAGCCUGAUGAAGACGUGUGUGAGCCCAAAGAUAUCAAGGAAGAAACGAAGCGUGAAAGCUCUGAUGUUGCAGCUGAUUAA
Alternaria ventricosa is the source of this 804-nucleotide messenger RNA. RefSeq lists its product as uncharacterized. The record is from RefSeq and is a predicted model, not a curated record. Gene Ontology annotation, molecular function: protein binding. Lineage: Eukaryota; Fungi; Ascomycota; Dothideomycetes; Pleosporales; Pleosporaceae. The transcript is spliced from 2 exons. Bases 1 to 804 code for a protein of 267 amino acids.